UGUGAAUAUGUAUGUGUAUGUGAAUGUGUGUGUGUGUGUGUGUUUGUGUGUGUGUGUGAGAGAGAGAGAAUUGCUUUUGAAAUCACUUCACUCUCACACGCGCAUCUUGCAGCGGCGCGAAGUGAGUGGUGGAGCAAACGAACCCGAGGCAGCCCAUAGUUGUGUGACUGUAAGAGGGUGACUUACAGAGGACCAAAACGCUGGCAAUUAAUGUACAUAUUGUGGUUUUAUCCUGUUUUUUUCCCCUCCAUGGCAUUUCACUUUGGAACCCUCUGCUACGGGAACAUAUUGAAGAUGCUGUCAUUUUAGUGUAGCAGUGGUGAGAAUGUUCCAAACUAAGCACGGGAUCCUGCUGUGAAACUGGUCCGGAGACCUUCUAAUCUUCUAUACUGGGUUGUUUCCGUAUCAGAUGAUGGGAGAACAAUCUGAUGCGUGGCACUUCGGGUUCACCAAGUUGUUUUCUGACGGCAAUUGGCAAUUAAUCCAACACACACGAUUGUACAGGGAAUUGAUAUCCGGGGGACCAUCGUUGGAUUUGAAGGAAUAACCUUCGUUGGCCGAUCCAGUGGAAUGUUUUUUGUUAUUUUUACAGGGAGUGCAUUGUUAAUGUAUUGUGGAUUCCUAAUUGUGGGGAGAUAUUGAGGGCUGAAGUGGCUUCCUUCAGGAGCGGAGAGAGAUCGACGCGUCUAGCCCGGCUGAAGCGCUCAGAUCUGGGAUAGCCUACUGAGGAGUUAUCAUCCAUCCAAGGCCGAAGCUGUGCCAGUCGAGCGGAGUAAUGGCGCUGAGGUGGGGUGCCACCCUGGUAUUGGCCGCCAUGCUGCUGGUUUACUGUGGCGCCUCCCCCACCGACAUUCUCUACCGGAUGCGCGAGGAGCAGCCUCCCAACACGUUGAUCGGCAGCCUGGCAUCGGAUGAGGGCCUGCCUGACUCGGGCCACCUGUACAAGCUGGAGGUGGGCAGCCCUUACCUUCGUGUGGAUGGCAAGACGGGUGACAUCUAUACCACGGAUAGCCCCAUUGACCGUGAGACGCUGCGGGACUGCCGCAACUUGUUCGAGGGCGACAAGUGCUUCCUGGAGUUCGAGGUGUCCAUCACGGACCUGAUGCAGGGCCAGGGACCGCGGCUGAUUGAGGGCCUCAUCGAGGUGCAGGACGUUAAUGACAACACACCCCAGUUCGCCUCGCCCAUCCUCACACUGUCCAUCCCAGAGAACACACACAUCGGGGCCGUCUUCUUCAUCCCCAUGGCCAGCGACAAGGACUCGGGCCACAAUGGCGUGGCCGAGUAUUCACUUAGUGCCGGGCCUAACGCCGACCAACUCUUCAGCCUACAGGUGGCCGAGGACACGGAUGAGAAGUUGCCGCAGCUCAUCGUCAUGGGCAACCUGGACCGCGAGCAGAAAGACUCAUACGACCUUAACAUCCGCGUGGUGGACGGGGGCACACCCCCGCGCGCCAGCAGUGCCCUGCUGAGGGUCACCGUCACCGACCAGAAUGACAAUGCACCCAAGUUCGAGAGGAGCCACUACGAGGUUGAGCUGGCCGAGAACAGCCCAAUGGGACACUCAGUUCUGCAGGUGAAAGCCAGCGAUGCUGACAUGGGCACUAAUAGGGAAAUCGACUACAGCCUGCACCAGGCCUCCGAUGCCAUCCAGAGACUGCUGCACAUCGACAUCUCCACAGGCAUCAUAUACGUCAAGGGCCUGGUGGACCGAGAGGAGGAGAACUUCCUCAAAUUAUUCGUGAUAGCCAAGGACCGCGGCCCCAACUCCAAGAGCUCCAAAGUCCUGGUGACCAUAAACAUCAAAGACCAGAAUGACAACGCACCCUCCAUCGAGAUCCGCGGUAUCGGCCUAGUCAACCACCAAGACGGCGUGGCCAACAUCUCUGAGGACAUGCCCAUCGGCACGCCCGUGGCACUGGUGCAGGUGUCGGACCGCGACGAAGGGGAAAACGCAAUGGUCACCUGCGUGGUGGCUGGGGAAGUCCCCUUUCGAUUGCGGCCCGCCAGCGAGUCAGCCAACGACCGCAAGAGGAAGUACUUCCUGCAGACAACGACCCUGCUGGACUAUGAGCGCACCAAGGACUACAGGAUUGAGAUAGUAGCAGUGGACUCUGGAAACCCCGCUUUGUCCAGCACCAACUCCCUGAAGGUACAAGUCACCGACAUGAAUGACAAUGCACCUGUCUUCUCCCCCACCCUGUUCGAGGUGGAUUUUGCAGAGGAGAACAAGCCAGGCGAUAAGGUCCUGGAUGUGUUGGCCACGGACGCGGACAGUGCCGCCAACGCAAAGCUGACUUACAGCAUCAUCAUGGAUUCGGCCACUAAGGGUCUCUUUGAGAUCGACCCCAAAACGGGAGAGGUGCGCGUGAGGAACACGCUGGACCGUGAGCACAGGGAGCACUACGAGUUCCACGUGGCGGCGGCCGAUAUGGGCACGCCUAGGCUGAGGGGGACGGCCACGGUGGUGGUCAAGGUGCUGGACCGUAACGACAACGACCCCAAGUUCAUGUUGAGUGGCUACAGCUUCUCCGUCUUGGAGAACAUGCUUCCGCUCAGCCCCGUCGGCAUGGUGACGGUCAUCGACGCAGAUAAGGGCGAGAACGCCAGGGUGCAGCUAUCGGUGGAGCCUGACAACGGCCAGUUUUUCAUCCAGAACGGCACAGGCACUAUCCUCUCCAGCAUCUCCUUCGACCGCGAGAAGAAGAGCACCUACACUUUCCGCCUCAAGGCUAUUGAUGCCGGUGACCCUCCCAGGUCCUCUUACGUGAGCGUGACUAUCAACGUCUUGGAUGAGAACGAUAACGCCCCCUACGUCACCAAGCCCUCCAACUCCUCCUACAAGUUCCUCCCACCUCUCACCAACCCUGACACCAGCGUGGAAGUGGUAGAGGCCGAGGACAUCGACACAGGACCCAACGCCGAGCUGGUCUUUAGCAUCACCGGCGGGAACCCCUACGGACUCUUCCACAUUUCCCCCAACAAUGGAGAGAUCACCCUGGCUCAGGAGUUCACCCGCAAGCACAAUGGGCUCCACCGUCUGGUGGUGAAGGUGAGCGACAAAGGCAAGCACCCGUGCCACACCACCACCCUGGUCCACAUCUUCAUCAAUGACACCAUGGGGAACAUCACACUGAUCGAGUCUCUGGUGGGUCACAGCCUCUACACCCCUCUGGACAGAGACAUUGCCGGGGACCCCAACUACGCGCUGGCCCAGCGCAGCAACAUCCUGUGCGGCAGUCUGGCGGGCAUCGCCGGAGUAAUUCUGGUCAUUGUGGUGGUGGUGGUAAUCCGCCAUCGCCUGCAGAAGGACACCAAGAGUGGCUACCAAGCAGGCAAAAAGGAGAGUAAGGACCUGUACACUCCCAAAGCAGGGCCCAUGAAUGGCAAGGGCAAAAAGAGCAAGAAGGGCAAGGCGCACAAGCCCGCCAAGUCAGUGGAGGAGGACAAGGAGGCCAGCCUCCAGAAGGGCCUCAAGUUCAACCUUAUAAAUGAUAAUGUCAAUGACAGUCCCCGGAUCCACCUGCCCCUCAACUACCCCCCGGGUAGCCCCGACCUGGGCAGACACUACCGCUCCAACUCCCCUCUGCCCUCCAUCCAGCUGCAGCCCCAGUCCCCCUCCGCCUCCAUGAAGCACCAAGCCGUUCAGGACCUACCUGCCACCAACACCUUUGUGGGCACGGGUGACAACAACUCUACAGGCUCUGAUCAGUAUUCUGAUUACAGCUACAAGGCCAACCCGCCAAAAUACAGCAGCAAACAGAGAGUCAUCUAUCCACCAUAUAAAGAACCCUCAAACUACACUGGUGGCAAUGAGUUGGAUCAACACACACUUCCCCACCGCCGAGUGACCUUCUCCACAGCCAAUCAGGCUCAAGACCUGCAGGACCCCUCCCAGCACAGCUACUACGACAGCGGAUUGGAGGAGUCUGAGACCCCCAGCUCCAAAUCGUCAAUGGGGCCCCGUAUCGGGCCGCUGGCCCUGCCUAAGGACCACUACGAGAGGACCACCCCGGACGGCAGUAUCGGAGAGAUGGAGCACCCGGAGAGCGGUGCAGUAUCGGGUGCAGUUCAAGAGAUGGGGGCCAGACAAAAAAGACUACCUUAAGACACAAAUAAGACAGAAAAUCAAAAUAUUUUUUUCUUAAAAAGUUCUAAAAGAUUUAGUGCACUCUCUUUUUCUCUGCUGCAGUUCAAAUUAUUUCUUCCCUCCCAUCAUAUGCCUGUCGUCCUGAACUGCUUUUAUCGCUAGAUGUCUGUCAAAUAGAAACUUGGUACAAGUCUGUUGUGGAGUAACGAAAGAAGGAGAAAAACUCUGACAAAGGUUGUAACUUUGUCCAAAAGUUGAUAACUCAAAAUAAUGACUGGAACUUUUGUCUAUUUGGAGGUCAAGACUGGUAGUUGAGUCAUCCUCCCUAAAGUUUUCCCUCUCCUCUUCUUUUUUGAUAUUUUUGGAGUGGAACUCAUACCUCUAUGGAUACUGCGGCCUUCGUCAUAUGGAUGUAGACAUUAUCUAAUAGAUCCAUUACGUUAUAACUGGAUUAUGUCUUCAUUUUUGGACUGUCUUUUUGCGGCCACUGUGCUCUCUCCCUUUUUGUGUUCCUGGAGUGGUUCCACUCUGUGUGUGGGUGUGAGGAGUGGGAUUUGUAUAAAUUUUUUCUGCCUCCACCCGUCUUACCCCCUGGUGCCUUUCCAUCUGUCCGUCUGUUCAUCAUCUGUGAUUGACAGUCAGAGUAACCAGGACAGGGUUUGACAGGUAGUUCCCAUCGGUAGCUUUUACAGAAGCAGCAGCUGCUUGUCCUUGGGUCCCCCCCCCCCCCAAAAAAAAAACAAGGACAGUCACCCAAAUGUAAAAUAUCACAAUAUACACUAUAUAAACAAAAGUAUGUGGACACCCCUUCAAAUUAGUGGAUUUGGCUAUUUCAGCCACAACUGU
This is a messenger RNA of Coregonus clupeaformis (lake whitefish), 4936 nucleotides long. Its product is annotated as protocadherin-1-like. Gene Ontology annotation, cellular component: plasma membrane. Gene Ontology annotation, molecular function: calcium ion binding. The coding region runs from base 776 to 4108 and encodes 1110 amino acids. The transcript has 6 exons. NCBI's taxonomy places the organism in Eukaryota, Metazoa, Chordata, Actinopteri, Salmoniformes, Salmonidae. Gene Ontology annotation, biological process: homophilic cell-cell adhesion. The record is from RefSeq and is a predicted model, not a curated record.